AUGGCUGGGAUUUCUUCUUAUGAGUUCUCCUUCUUCUUCAUCAUCAUCAUCUGCUGUGGAGAGACCAGCUUGUCCAAGCUUGGCCUUAAGGAGGCGGAUCUCAAGUCUGGCCUUGGUUUGGUGCAGUCGGGGGUAUUGAGACAUAAUGGCUGGAGUGUGAAUUACACUUCUACUGAGAUCUGUGACUUCAGAGGAUCAACAGUGGACAUUACCUGUACCUACACAUACCCAUCCACAUUUAAUAACCUUGAUACUACAGUUCAGGAAACUUUCUGGUUCAUUCAAGAGAGUAAUGGGAUUUACGUUGAUCUAAGGACUGAUCCGGAGUAUUCAGGUCGUGUGGAGUAUCUCUUUGAAAACAACACGGGCACUCUGAGAAUCUCUAACCUGAGAGAGAGCGACUCAGCUGUGUACAAGUUCAGGUUCACAACAAACCAACGUAAUAGGAGUUUAACUGGUUCACCUGGAGUCACUCUGUCUGUCACAGACCCUCAGCUCCAGGUACAUGUGAGGAGAUCAACAGCCAAUCCAUCUUCUACCUGGACAGAGCUGACCUGUCACAGCAGGUGUUGGAUCCCUGAUCAUCUUUCCUACGUUUGGUACAAUAACAAUAAACCUGUUGGACGAAAAAAAUACUUUCACCUCCGACACUUUGAUGCUGAAGACAGCUAUCACUGUUCUAUAGAAGGACAGGAGCGUUUCCCUUCUCCUACAUUGUAUGCUCCAAAGCCUCCCACUGUGUCAGUGAGUCCCUCUGGUGAGAUCAUGGAGGGCAGCUCGGUGACUCUGACCUGCAGCAGUGAUGCUAACCCAGCAGCUAAAUACACCUGGUACAAGAGAAGUAGAAAUAAACAAGUUCAACCUCUCAGUGAAGAGACACAAUUUGUCCUCAGCUCCAUCCGGUGGUCAGACUCUGGAGAGUAUUACUGCACAGCUGAGAAUGAGCUGGGAAGGAGUUCAGCAAACAUCUUUAUUACUGUGACAUGGAAGUCAGUGAUAAUCAUAAAUACCGUCAGGUACACUCUGGUGGCCGUGCUGGUUCCAGUGCUUGUCUGGACUCUGUGGACGAGGAUGAAGAAAACUCUGAGCCUGAAAUCUGAAGUGAAUGAAGCUGUGGAGAUGAUAGAGUCACACAACUGUCCUGAUUAUGAGAAUGUCGCUGCUGCAGCACAGACAGAAGACACAGAGGAGCAGGAAGACCUGGUGUGA
This is a messenger RNA of Limanda limanda (common dab), 1209 nucleotides long. Its product is annotated as B-cell receptor CD22-like. Gene Ontology annotation, biological process: cell-cell adhesion. Bases 1 to 1209 code for a protein of 402 amino acids. The record is from RefSeq and is a predicted model, not a curated record. Lineage: Eukaryota; Metazoa; Chordata; Actinopteri; Pleuronectiformes; Pleuronectidae. The transcript is spliced from 8 exons. Gene Ontology annotation, cellular component: membrane.